UUCAACAUACUCAUUCUAAGCUUGUAAGCUUCUUUGUCUUUCCUGUCCUGCUUGGCACCAAGACGUGUUGAUUCAGGUUCAGUCCAGUGUGUCUCUUUCCCAGAGGGCAGGCAUAUUUUUCUAGAAUAAUAACUGUGUGGUAAUGUAACCUUCUUUUGUAGACUACUCACUGACCAGCGCUGACCUGUCGGCCCUGCAAGGCUUCACCUCCCCUGGAAUGCUGUCUCUGGGGCAGGCUUCAGCCUGGCAGCAACACCAUCUAGGACAAGCAGCCCUCAGCUCUCUAGUGGCUGGAGGGCAGUUAUCUCAGGGUUCAAAUUUGUCCAUUAACACCAACCAGAACAUCAACAUUAAGUCAGAGCCAAUUUCACCUCCCCGGGAUAGAAUGACCCCAUCAGGCUUCCAGCAGCAGCAGCAGCAGCAGCAGCAGCAGCAGCAGCAGCAACAGCAGCAGCAGCAGCAGCAACCGCCGCCCCAGCCUCCGCAGCCCCAACCCCGGCAGGAAAUGGGGCGCUCCCCUGUGGACAGUUUGAGCAGCUCCAGCAGCUCCUAUGAUGGCAGUGACCGGGAGGAUCCACGGGGCGACUUUCAUUCUCCAAUUGUGCUUGGCCGACCCCCAAAUACCGAGGACAGAGAAAGCCCUUCUGUAAAACGCAUGAGGAUGGACACGUGGGUGACCUAAGGCUUCCUGGUUCAUGUUUGUUCUUUGUGUUACUGCAGUGAACUGCCCUACAUAUCUUAAAUUGGUGAAUAAGGACAUGAGUUCAAUAUAUUUAUAUGUACAUACAUACAUAUAUAUCCCUUUACAUAUAUAUGUAUGUGGGUGUGAGUGUGUGUAUGUGUGGGUGUGUGUUGCAUACACAAAAUCAGGCACUUAUUGCAAACUUCUUGUAGGUCUGCAGAUGUAUGUCCACAUGGCAGACAAAGCACCCUGUAGAAACAGACCAGUCUGGCACUUCCUUGGACUACUUGUUUCGUAAGAUAAACAGUUUUUGCAGAGAAACGUGUACCCAUAUAUAAUUCUUCCACAUUAGCCUGCAGAAACCUAGGGGGCCCCCUAUUUGUUUUAUUUAACUGUGCGGUGACUGUAGUUACUUCAGAAAAAAAAAAUGCUUUGUAGAACAGAGCAGUAGAAAAGCAGGAACCAAGAAAGCAAUACUGUACAUAAAAUGUCAUUUAUAUUAAUAACCCAACCUGGCAUGGGUCUAUUGCAAAGGGGUGCAUGGGAAAGGGCUGUUGAUAUUAAACAAACAAACAAACAAACAAUAAACAAAAAGCCCCACACAUAACUGUUUUGCACGUGCAAAAAAAAUGUAUUGGGUCAAAGAAGUGAUUUUUAGCUAAUAAAAAGAGAGAAUAGAAAACACGCAUGAAAUAUUCAGAAAUACUAGCCUAGAAAUAUAGAGCAUUAACAAAAUAAAAUUAAUAUAUUAAGUUAUAAUUGGAAUAUGUCAGAAGUUUCUUUUACAUUCAUAUCUUUAAAAAUUAAAGAAACUGAUUUUAGGUCAUGUAUAUUUUAUAUGAAAGAAAACACCCUUAAUGAAUUGAUGAUUAUAUAUAAAAUUAUAUCCACUACUUUUGAACACAUUCUGCUGAAUUAUUUAUAUAAGCCAAAGCUGUAUGUUGUAACUUUUUUUUUUCCUCUAGAGAAUAGCUUUAUCUUGUUUUAACUUUUUAGUUUUAUUUUAAGAGGGGAGAAAAACAAAAAUAUCUUGCAAGCAGAACCUUGGAAAAAAAAAGCCAUGAACACUUAUUAUUCUAUAUGUAAAUUAAAAGUUGAGCCAAACUCUUUGUGUAUAUAGCAUCUUAAAUAUAUUAUCACCUUUGGUGUAAGUACCUAUGUAUUGUAUGGUCACCAGAUUAAAAAGUAUAUUUUUGUGGAUUGCCGCCAAUUGGGGGGAAGGCGAAGUCCUUAAGUAGAGUAUUCACUGUUUAAUAUUUACUAUUUUGUUAAAUAUACUGUACUUUGGAUUUUAAUUAUUAGCCCAGUUUUUCAGAGGAUUGUGUAAAGGGGUUUCCCCUCACUGGUGGUGAAUGUGUGAUGUUCUGUUGUAAUCUUUGUGCUGUAUGGGGUGAGCAUCAUUAUAUAUUUUAUAUGUGUACAUAAAUAGCAAAGUGGCAAAAAUUGGUGUUAAGUUCAUCCUGCAUAAAUAUAAAAUGUGUUGUAACAGAUUUUAUAAGGCACUAUUUAAAAUUUGCCUUUUGUGAUGGAAAAAAAAACAGUAGAAAGAUGACCUAAUUUAACUAAUAUUAGAGAAAAUGGCAGAAUAGUAGAUGAGCACAAAGGUUUUAUAAGUGGUAAAUAAUUAGGGAAAUAUUUGAGGGGAAAGGGAACUUUUUCUCCUUGACGCUAAAGAUAGAAUGACGCAGCUGGUUACAAAAUCCGCUCGGGUUUUCAGCUGCCCCAUGGAUAGAAAGCACGGUGUGUAGGGAGCAGCUCCAUUACGGUGCAGACCCUUGACACAAUUCUUGUUGUCCUGACGAAACUGGUGCCACCCUCAGCUUGGAUUUUGAACAAGGCCUUACUUUCACAGGGAGACAGCUCGUUGGUGAUAGCAAGUUCAUCCGUUUACUGGGCUUGUGCCAUGAACAAAAUUCAAAGUCCUGUAUAUCUUUUAUCCUAGAUUUUUAAAUACUCCUUUUCCUGAAAAAACUUAAGAAGGGUUUAAAAAUGGCUGCAAUUUUAUAUUGAACAAUGUUAAGCAGCUACCUGCAGUUUUUACUUACAUUUUUGCUCCCCCCUAAAUUAUGCUCUUUUUGAUGUCUCCUCAUCUGCUGUUGUGACAACUCAUCAGCCAGGUUUCUUACUGGCACAUAGGUAUUAGGUACAUACCCCGUGGCCAGCACAGGCUGCACAGUGGAGAGCGCUUCACUGACAGUUUGGGUAGCACAUGUUAGUAGCCAAAAAAGUGGGGGUGAUGUUUUGUCUCCUCUCUCUAGUCUGAACAUUUGGCUUUUACUCAGAAAAGUUUAGGUUUAUUUUUCUUGACAUGUACUGAAUUGACUUACAGGCACAUACUUCAUAAGGUCAUACCUAAUUAAAACAAGACAGUCUCCCAACACUGAAUUUCAGGAUAACCCUUACCACUUUGUAAACCAUUUAUAGCUUUGAAAGUGUUAAGUGACCCUUUGGUUAUUAUUUAUGCAUGUUCAUGAACUUCUGCUGUGUAUCGGGAUAGGAGUUAACACCUUCACAUUUACUGUCUAUUUUCUUGUGUGCCUUAUGAGAUGGCUUUUCUGACUGUAUCUCAAUAGUCUUUCUUUCUAUGCAGGUUUAUAAUCAGUACAACUACUGUUUUCUAAAGUAAUAUUACACAAGGCUCGGAGUUUGUAUUUAAAUUACACUGACCAAGUCACAAUGUAUUCCGUUUUCAGGAACUGAAUAUCUUAUCUGACUGUUAAUCUUUUCCCGUAUGCCCAGUGUGAUUUGGAGCAUAUGGGCUUGACAUCCUUCACCCAGACACUCAUGUGUGAACACAUCCACAUCCACAGCUCUCAGUGGGAGCCAUCCUAGCGUGGGAGGACACUGACGGUGUGUCUUUAAAACUGACUUUUCUUACCCUUUGAGAUUCAUGUGUUUUGUAUAGGACACCAUCACAGGAAAAUUUUCUCCCUUCAGAUAACAUAUUUUAUUAUGAAAAAGAAAAACAAAAAAAGCUUAAGUUGCACUGGAUAUAGGAAGUCCCCACCAGCUUUACUUCCUCAGAACUCUAAGUGGUUCUACACUGAGAGUGAGCGUCACCAUUGUGUGAACACAGGUGGUCCCAGUCAAAACUCCAUCUUUUGAGCCCUAAUUACAUCCAUUGUGUUAUAAAACUAAAUCAGGGGUUUGUUCUGAAAGAACAAUACAUGUUUCACCAUUUCCUUUCAACUGUAAAGACGACUGAUAAUGUAUUAACAUAAUUUCUGUAUUAACCAUCAUGCGCACAAGAAAUACAUAGUAAAUACGGAACCUGAAAACUCCUGGCAUUGGAUCAUAAAAAGCUAGAUGAUUAGAAUGUGAAAAAGACUUUACAAAUGUAAAACUUUUAUUUCUCUGUAGAAACUUUCUUCACUUUGCUGUGCAAGAAGACACUGCUUUGCUAUAUUUAAAAUGGCUUUUUUAAAAGAGAUUUAUGUAUUUGGUAAAUGUUUGUAGUCAACAGUUCACACAAAGAAGCUGUACACGGUUUGAUCAUGUAAAACCGUUUGGCGGCACAAGCUGGACUUUGUUGCCAUCCUUGAGAUGAACCUUUUAAGAAAAAUAAGUUAAUCUC
Molecule: messenger RNA, 4256 nt
Organism: Acomys russatus (golden spiny mouse)
Lineage: Eukaryota; Metazoa; Chordata; Mammalia; Rodentia; Muridae
Product: myocyte-specific enhancer factor 2A-like
Exons: 2
Coding region: 218-682 (154 amino acids)
Source: RefSeq, a predicted model, not a curated record